Fomitiporia mediterranea MF3/22 is the source of this 1783-nucleotide messenger RNA. RefSeq lists its product as uncharacterized. The transcript is spliced from 2 exons. Bases 337 to 1623 code for a protein of 428 amino acids. Lineage: Eukaryota; Fungi; Basidiomycota; Agaricomycetes; Hymenochaetales; Hymenochaetaceae. The record is from RefSeq and is a predicted model, not a curated record.
AGGUCUCAGCCACGUACCGUUACUACCAAGUAGUCCAGUACCGCCGACCACUACGGGAGCUAACUUUGUAUCCUUAUCCGCAACGCCUCGCGUUCGUCUAUCUUGGACCUGUUGUUUCUCGGAAGAUUGAACAGGACGCGUACAAAAGCAUCCGAGGUUCAUGAGUGGCGAAAGGCAGAAGCACAUUUGAAAGGAAAGCAUACAUACAUAGGCAGCCGGCAGCAAUCCCAGCACCGCUCACAGUCCACCAAACAACGUUUCCGUGAGUCCACAUCAAUUUUGUAUGCACACUAUAACAUGUCUCGCUGACAUCAUGAGUGAAUUUCCUUGGCAUAGAUGGCACCCUUUACUGUUCCGCCUGAGGUUGCACGCCGCAUCGCUCGCGCAGCAGCAGAUCGACGGACACUCGCGUUGCUCGCAUCUACAUCCCGUACACUCCAAGACGCCGCCGAGAAACUUCUCUACGAGAACAUCGAAUUAUUUCCUCAUCCCAUCCAGUUCUACCUCCUAGAAACACUCGCAGAAUGUCCACGCGUCGCAGCGCACGUCCGCACAUAUACACUAUCGCCCACCGCGCCUUACCGAAUCGGAAUGGCAUUAGCGCACGAACGCGAAAUGCAGCGUACGAUCCAAGCAACUAUAGUUCGUCGUGAAUUCUGGGAACGCGUGAGCGCGAGUCUCGUGCACCUGACCCAGUUGGAUCUACUUAUACUCGUGGAUCCGACUGUUUCGCAUUCGUGGGUGCUUGAUCGAGCCCGUACUCUUCGGACGACAGAGGCAAGACUUGGAUUGGCUUGGGACGAACGUGUUGCUGCGUUUCUUGAGACACAAGACCGAUUACGAUGCUUAACUGUGUCAGAAGUUGCGGAGAACGCUCCUUUGGCACCCUUAUCAGCCAAUGCUCUUCCCUGUCUUGUGCAAUUCGAGGGACCGCUACUCGUACUCGACUUCCUUCUCCACUGUCCCAUUACGCACCUCAAGUUCCCGAUAGAUUCCGAGGACGCAGUAUCCCUUCUCCCAUUGGUACUACCCGAGCUUCACCGUCUUAAGAAAUUACGCUCCUUAUCGAUCACAACAAUGCCUCCCGAGUUGUUCCUCCCCUCUAUGUCGACUAUCUCAGAAGUCUGUCCAAACCUUCAGUAUCUGUCACAUAUACCCUUACCUAUGGAUCAUCGUUCCCAUAUAACCCUCCUAAGCUACCUCUCCCGACUAACUCACCUAAAAGUCCUCGAAGUUGACGUGCAACACUGGGUACCUCCACUCACCUCCCCCUUCCAACGCGCAGUCGCAGCAUCCAUACACGUCGUCCUUCCUUCACUACGUUACAUAUUCUUCUGGACUCGGUACGAUCGGACGUUAUGGAUGUGGAACCCUGAAGACGUCGAGCCUAUACAAGUACGUUCGCAGGUUACGACGGAUCCGCUUGAGGUACAAGAAGAGGAACCUGGUGGAGCUGGUAGAGGAAGAACUGGCACGGGUAACGGUGCGGGUGCGGGUACGGGUGCAGGGAUGGCAACUCUCGAAGAAACGACAACUUACGUCGGUUUAGAAGGGUGGCGACAUAGUUGGAAUGGUGGCCAUUCCUAUCCCAAUAAUUCGUCUGUAUGGAAAUCUGCUGUAUGAGAAAGGUAAAAAAAAUAUCGCUUUCUGUAUUCGCUUUGUAGACUGGGAUAAGAAGGGAUCGUUCCUUUGGUCUUUGUUUCGUGCGAUUUUCGUCGUUCGAGUAUGACCUGAUGUAGACGUUACAAAUUGAUUGUAUUACUGGAAUAUACUAGUUUCAUUA